This is a messenger RNA of Benincasa hispida (wax gourd), 1384 nucleotides long. Its product is annotated as phosphoglycerate mutase-like protein 1. Gene Ontology annotation, molecular function: phosphatase activity. The record is from RefSeq and is a predicted model, not a curated record. Gene Ontology annotation, cellular component: cytoplasm. NCBI's taxonomy places the organism in Eukaryota, Viridiplantae, Streptophyta, Magnoliopsida, Cucurbitales, Cucurbitaceae.
AACAAAGGGCAAACAAAAAAAAAAAAAAAAACCAAUCUCACCAUCGCUGCGACAUGACAAUCAGUGGCAUCGUCGCCUUUAAUAUUGAUUUUCGGAUUUUAUCUUCCACUGGUCAAACUCAUACUCCAUUUCUUUCAAAACCCUUCAAUUCUCUCCUCUCCCCCACCUCCAUUUCGACCUCAAUUCACCCUCCUCUUGCUGCUCGCUGCUCCUUCUCCUCCUCCUCCUCCUCCUCCAUCGCUUCUUUCGAUAUGGAUAAUGGUGCAGGUCUCAGUUUAUAUCCACUACAUCGGUGCAAAACAGUUCACCUGGUCAGGCAUGCACAGGGGAUCCACAAUGUUGAUGGAGAUAAGAGUUAUAAAGCAUAUAUGCGUCCUGAGUUUUUUGAUGCUCACAUUACUCAGCUUGGAUGGCAGCAGAUUGAUAAUUUGCGUAAGCAUGUUCAUGCAUCUGGUCUUUCCAGGAAGAUUGAUUUGGUUGUAACAUCCCCUUUGCUCAGGACUCUACAAACUGCUGUUGGAGUAUUUGGUGGCGAAGGCUAUACAGCUGGAAUGGACGUGCUGCCCCUAAUGAUUGCAAAUGCCGGCAAUAGUGCACGAGCUGCAAUUUCAAGUCUAAACUGCCCACCUAUUGCUGCUGUUGAGCUUUGUCGUGAACAUUUGGGAGUUCAUCCUUGCGACAAGAGGAGAAACAUCAGUGAUUAUCAAUUCCUCUUUCCUGCAGUUGAUUUUUCACUGAUAGAAAGCGACGAGGAUGUAUUGUGGAAGGCUGACGUUAGAGAGACAAAGGAAGAACUGGCAGCCAGAGGAUUGCAGUUCCUGAAUUGGUUGUGGACGAGGAAGGAGAAGGAGAUAGCCGUUGUUACUCAUAGUGGAUUUUUGUUUCAUACCCUAACUGCUUUUGGAAAUGACUGCCACCCUUUGGUGAAAAAGGAAAUAUGCAAACACUUUGCAAAUUGCGAGCUUCGAUCUAUUGUCAUAGUUGAUAGAAGUAUGCUUGGGUCGGAUUCCUCAACAACUAAUUAUCCUGGAAAGGUACCUCCGGGGCUGGAUAAUCCUAGUGAUGCCGUGGAUGAUAACAGCAUGAAGGAAGACAAACGACCAGUUGAUUCGGAACCAAAGGAACACGAAAAUAUGUAAGUCUGAUACGACUAUAGACAGCGGGAUAUUCAAAUGUUGAGUGUCAAUUAUACAAACAAGUAUUUUUGAAACUGCCUUAUCUAGACUCAGCGCAACACUUAACUAUUUACUUCAGAUUUCUGCAUUUCAAGAAAUUUGUGCUUUGAGGAUUUGUCCAAUUCUGAACAAGUGAUACCCAUUUCAUUGCAGUAGAACUACAAUGUCAACACUCAAUAUAUGAAUUUCAUUUCCUUUUUCUUUUCUCA